Molecule: messenger RNA, 360 nt
Organism: Ramularia collo-cygni
Lineage: Eukaryota; Fungi; Ascomycota; Dothideomycetes; Mycosphaerellales; Mycosphaerellaceae
Exons: 1
Coding region: 1-360 (119 amino acids)
Source: RefSeq, a predicted model, not a curated record
AUGGCCAUCGCUCAGGUCUAUAGUGCGUUUUUCAAUGGAGGGGCGCUAGCUGUGGCUCCUUUUAAAGCUCGAGGCGAUCCAGCUGUUCUAUCACAGAUGAUGUAUGACUACUCCAUUGAGCUGACCAUCUACACACCAUCCGAGUAUCAACUACUGCUCACUUAUGCGGGCGUAUUGUUACGAAAGUGCACCUCAUGGACGAAUGCAUAUUCAGGUGGGGAGAUCAUGCCCUUGCGUCUGCUAGAUGCGAUGCAGAGACUUGAUCUUCCCAGCCUCACUUUGACAGAUUGCUAUGGUCCGACCGAAGCUUCUUGUGCUGCAACCUUCAAAAGCAUUCCGAUUAGUUUCCCCAUUGGAUGA